AUGUCGGAUGAGGAGGACGAGGGGGGAGAAGGGAGGGGGGCGCUGGUGCUGGACAAUGGCUCUUCCAUGUUCAAAGUGGGGCUCGCUGGAGAUGACAACCCUCGCUGCUCCUUUCCUACCAUCGUGGGGCGACCAAGAUUUUCGGGGGCGGGAGAUAAGGCACACUAUGUUGGAGACGACGCCCAGAGAUCAAGAGCCAUCCUCAGUCUGAGCUCCCCCAUCGAGCAUGGCAUCAUCACCAACUGGGACGACAUGGAGAAGAUUUGGCAUCACGCGUUCUAUGAAGAGCUGAGAGUGUCGCCCGAGGAAUAUAACGUCCUGCUGACAGAACCACCGCUAAACCCUAAGGCCAACAAGGAGAAGACCACAGAGAUAAUGUUUGAGAGCUUCCAGACCGCGGGGAUGUACUUGACGCCACAGUCGGUUCUGGCUCUGUAUGCAUCCGGCCGCACGACAGGUUGUGUGUUGGACUCUGGAGGCAGCGUCACUCACACUGUGGCCGUCUACGAGGGCUUCUCUCUGCCGCACACCGUGAGGAGGAUGGAUCUGUCCGGAGCCGACGUCACCGACUUCCUGCAGAAGUUACUCAGAGAAAAAGGAUUCAGCUACGACACUAAAGCUGAGUGGGAGAUAGUGCGCGAUAUAAAAGAGAAACUGUGUCAUGUGUCUCUGGACGUUGAGGAGGAGAUGUCGAAGGUGGAGGAAUCAGGAUGGGAGAAGAGAUACGAGCUGCCCGAUGGAAACGUCAUCAGCAUCGACUACGCGCUUUUCCAGGGUCCUGAGGUGUUGUUCCAGCCCAACCUCAUUGGAAGGGAGGUUGAUGGGAUCCACAGGCAGAUCUUUGACUGCAUCAGUUCAGUGGAUGCUGAUAUUCGCAGUGAGAUGUACAACAUCGUCCUCGCCGGUGGAAACACCUUGUUCCCGGGCAUCUCUGAGCGCCUGAAGAAGGAGCUGACCAACCUCUUUGACUCAAAGUUCCAGGUCUUGGCCCCUCCUGAUCGGAAGUACUCUACGUGGAUCGGCGGCUCCAUUCAGUCCUCUCUGUCCAGCUUCCAGAACAUGUGGAUCACAAAAGAGGAUUACGAAGAAGACGGCUCGGCGAUUGUGCACCGAAAAUGUUUUUAA
Knipowitschia caucasica is the source of this 1125-nucleotide messenger RNA. NCBI's taxonomy places the organism in Eukaryota, Metazoa, Chordata, Actinopteri, Gobiiformes, Gobiidae. The record is from the annotation of a GenBank genome assembly.